Molecule: messenger RNA, 528 nt
Organism: Trichomonas vaginalis G3
Lineage: Eukaryota; Parabasalia; Trichomonadida; Trichomonadidae
Exons: 1
Coding region: 1-528 (175 amino acids)
Source: RefSeq, a predicted model, not a curated record
AUGCGCUCUCAUCAUCAUAAGAAAUUACAUAAAUAUCGUGGUGAUGAUGAUGCUCAAAGUCAAUGUGAAAACCCUGUGGAUAGUAAUGAUAUAUUCGAUUUUGAGCCAAUUCAAGAAAAAGCAAAUUCCGUUACUACUGAACAACAAAUCGAUGAUUCUGAUUACUCAAGAGCAUCAAUUAAAGAAUCGCGAGAGUAUCAAUUAUUGCAAUGUAUUAAUGAAUUUCGACUUCAGUCAGGAUUUCCUCGAUUGAAAUUUAAAAACAGUUUGGGGGAUUAUGCAUAUAACAUAGCAAUGAAAUUACCUGUACAAUAUGAAAAUAAUGGACAAUUCGCAAUAAUGUCUCAGAUGUAUUUUUAUGAUUUUUAUAAUGAUGAAGAACCCGAAGAACUUGUUAGGAAAUGGAUGUACGAUUCGAGUAAAUUACAAGUUUUAUUAGCUACUGGAAAUCUUGGAAAUAUAUCUAUUGUUCCAAGCCAACAAGGUCUAAUUGUCAUAGUUUUUAUAAUCUCGACCUUUUCACCUUAG